UUCUAAAUUACUAUAUAACUUGGAAUUUUCGUUACUCUCGCGCCAUUUUAGUCUCAAUUGUCUGCAAGCAAAUUCAAAGUCUCGUAAUUUCAUUGUUGAGCGAAGAACACUGUGACACGUGCAUAGAAACAAAAAAUAUAUUAUAAAAUAGGUUUAUCAUUACUUUCGAUAAAAAAAAUGGCAAAUUCGAAGGAUAAACAAGUUGAUGAAUUGGAAGAUGAAAUAAAUAAAUUUUUAAUUGAACAUGAAUUGACGCCAUCAAUUUCAACAAACAAUAAUGAACCUGUACUAGAAGAGGAAUUUUUUGCAUAUUUUGAGAAUUUUAUUUUCAAACGUAUUGAUUGUUAUUAUUGUAAUUUGUGUGACAAAGAUUUUGUGUCGAUAUCUUCUAUAAUGGAACAUUUGAAUGAUCAAAAGCACAUAAACCUUGUAGUCAAUAAACCACAAAAUAAGGAUCUUGAUGACGGCUCUGUGAUUACACCGGAUUUUUGUAAAAUUCUUGUUAAAAAUAACAUCUUUAAACACGAUUCAUUACUGAAAUGCUACUCAUGUGAGCUCAUCAUCGAAUCGCACAAUGAUGUUCAAGACCACAUUAAUACUUCAGAUCACAAAUUCCAGGGUUAUGAAUUUGGGAAAGUUCAAAAAUACGCAGGUGCUUCAAAGAAUGUAGGAACUACUCCUAAAAAGAACAAUUAUUUCAAGUUAACCCAACCACCACUAUCAGAUCUGAGAGAUGACUUCGUUAAAUACUUUGAUAAUUUUAUCGAGAAACAUGAUGACAAUUAUCUUUGUCAUUUGUGUCAUGUUAAACUAUUGUUGAUGCCUACAGUUCUGUCUCAUAUGAAUCUACAAAAUCAUCAAAAUUUAAUUGCUCGUAAAAGAUCAGAAAAUAACAUCACAAUUCAAAGUCAAGGUGAUCCAAAUCGUUGCAAAUUACUUGUUCAAAAUGGUAUUUUUCAACUUGGUUCAUGUUUUUGGUAUGAUGCAUGUCAAUGCAUUUUAGAAUCAUAUAUAGUUGCAAAAAAUCACUCUCGUGAAUCGAAACAUAAAGAAAAACUUGAUCUUCAUUUUGAUUCUUCAAAAGAGGAAAGCAAUGUUAGUCAGCGAAAAAAAUAAAGAAGAAAAUGAAGACGUUAUUGUUCAAAAGUAUCCAAAUUAUAUUUAUUUUGAUUACGAAGAUGAUGAUGAAAAAAUAUUAACAUGUUCCAUCUGCUUUUGUACACAGUUAUGGAUAAAACAUAAGGAUACGGUGGAGCAUAAUUUGAGAAAAUCAUUUUUUCUUGAUAAUUUCACGGAUACUCCUGGUAAUCGAGUUUUGUGUUUUACAAUGUAAGACUACUAUUUCUAAAUGUUCAAUUAUUGAUCAUGCUUCUAAAGAACAUCAAUUGAUACCGUGGUUCAGACCACCUGACGAGUUUAUUAUAUAUUUUAAAAACUUUAUUCAACCAAUGGAUAGAAAAUACUAUUGUCAUUUAUGUGAUGAAAUAACUUCUCGUUGGUAUCUUGCUAUAAAUCACAUAGAAGAUAUUAAACAUUAUCGAUGCGUGAAAAGGUCGAUUCUAGAAAUAGAUAUUAAUCAACAAGCUUUAACAUCCAAUUUCUAUGAAGAAAUGUCAACUAAUGGAAUUUUUUUGUUCAAUAUUACACAAUUAAAAUGUUGGAUUUGCCAGUACAUUGUUGAUAGUUACAAUGGUGUGCAUAGACACAUUGAGAGUGAUAAACAUCAAACUCUAUUAAAGGAAAAAAAAUCUGAGAUAUUAUCACGAUUAUGUGUAGCAGCUACUGAUAAAGAAUCUACAGUUGUCGUUAAAACUUUACUAGUUCCUGAUCAAGAGUCUACAGUAGCUGUUGAAAUUCCAUCAGUUACUGAUCAAGAAUCUACAAUCACUCAGUCAGUUACUGAUGGAAAACAUACAGAAGCCGUCGAAACUUCAUCAAAUACUGAUGAAGAAUCUACAAUAACUCUUGAAGCUCAAUCAGUUCCUAUCAAGAAGAUAUAGUUUUGGGGUCAAGAUUUAAAACUGCCGAAGAUGAAUGUUAAAAUUCAAUAAAUCCAUACAAGAAUAAUAAAGAAUUUUUCAAAUCAAUAGGUCUAGAGGAAGGUAUAUUUUUGUAAUAUUUCGAAAAUUCAAUGGGAGGAUCUGUUAAAAGAGAUAAGAUACACUGCUAUUUAUGUCAUAAAUUUUCUUUUACUGUCCUAAAAGUUUUAGAGCAUAUAAAUGAUGAACGGCAUCAGAGACUUAAACAACAUUUAUGAUGAAAAUGAAAUUAUAAUUAACAAUUCUAAGAAUUUGCAAUAUUUUAAAUUAUACUCUAAGAAUUUCAUAAUACCCUUCAAACACGAAGUGUUAAUUUGUGUUAAAUGUAAUUGGUGCACUUGAGCCAUCAGAGGUUAACGAACACGUUACAAAAAAAGAGAUCCUUUGCGUUGCAAAGAUUAACUUUCUUAUGUAAUAAAAAUGGUGGUAAAAGUACUUUGAA
Molecule: messenger RNA, 2481 nt
Organism: Cotesia glomerata
Lineage: Eukaryota; Metazoa; Arthropoda; Insecta; Hymenoptera; Braconidae
Exons: 3
Coding region: 1449-2000 (183 amino acids)
Source: RefSeq, a predicted model, not a curated record